Molecule: messenger RNA, 3303 nt
Organism: Knipowitschia caucasica
Lineage: Eukaryota; Metazoa; Chordata; Actinopteri; Gobiiformes; Gobiidae
Source: the annotation of a GenBank genome assembly
AUGAAACUUAGGGACAGUGUGGACGUGAUGAAAAUGGAAAGCAAGAAAAUAGUGGAUGAUAAGGCCAUUUCCGAAAGUGAAGAUGGCUCGAAUGAAAAAGGGCCCGGUUCAUUCAACUGCAACGUGUGCGGACGCAGUUUCCCCUUCCUCAGCUCUCUGUCCCAGCACAUGAGACGGCACACAGGGGCACGACCCUACAAGUGCCCCUACUGCGACCACAGGGCAUCCCAGAAGGGCAACCUCAAAGUGCACAUCCGCAGCCAUAAUCUCGGGACUCUCUCUACUUACCAUUCAAACGAGGACGAUGGGGGGGAAGAGGAGGAGAUGAGCGUUUCAGAGGGCCUUGACGGGGGAACAAGCCCGACUAAAAGCAGUUCAGCAUGUAACAAAAUGAUCAAUGGUAACGUGACAGAGGAGAGCCGUAGGAAGUUGCCUGUGAGGAGUUUGAAACGAGAAAAAUCUACUUCAGAUCAGCGGCCUUUUUGUUGUCGCCUGUGCGGUUUUGAAGCACAGAGGGAAGACCAACUGCUGAGCCACAUAGAGAAAGUUCACAUUACAGCAGAUACAGAAGACGAAUCAAUUGUAAAGGAAGAGCCCUUGUCUGAACCAGAUGCAGCGCCAUCUCAAGAUGAUGGUAGCUUUCCCUGUGAGACCUGCGGGCAAGUUUUCACCCAGGCCUGGUUCCUAAAGGCGCAUAUGAAAAAACACGCCGGGGUUUUCGACCACUGCUGCCGGAUCUGCGGACGCCGGUUUCGCGAGGCCUGGUUCCUUAAGUCUCACAUGAAAACUCACAACGCGAAAUCCAGAUCGCGAUCAAGAGCCGACUCUGCGGAGCAUCCUGUCACUAUCAACGAUGUGGCACAAGACCCUGAAGUCGCGUCCUCCGUUACAGCCAUCUAUCAAAUGUGUCCCAAAUGUGGUAACCUUUUUCAUACUAAAGAAAGCCUGCGGGCGCAUGACAAAGUUCACAGUUUUAAUUACGGAAAGAAAUCUCAAAACCAGAGCAGGCCUUGUGAAGAGGAUGUUCCAGCUGCUAAGAGAUGUCUGCUUGACUACUUAAGACUCAAACCUGUAGAAGAUAAUGCGCAGAAUGAAGAGAAAGAACCUGAAGAGAAGGUGUCGCUGGGUCAGAGGAUUCCAGAGCUUGACCCUGUUUGCAGCUAUCAGGCUUGGCAGUUAGCCACGAAAGGCAAGGUGGUGGAACCUGUAGAGCUUAGCCAUAAGACAUCUAACGGAGGAGUAAGCAAUGCGGAGGAGGCUUUGGGUUCAUCUGCCGCGGUGUAUGCGAAAGACAGCAGCCGUUAUGUGUUGCAGGGUCAGGGGAAGAAAGGCCCAGGAAGACGCAGCAGCUCCGGGCAGGGCAGCCAAGCCUCUUCAGGGGACAGAACCCCAGAUAGUCUCAGUGACUCGGAGUACAGGCCUGCAUCUCGACAAGAGCGGAAACGACCGGCCCAGUCUCCGGCUCACUCCAAGGUCAACGAGUGCUCGGAGUGCGGGAAGGCGUUCCGCAGUCGCCACCAAAUGAUUCUCCAUCAGAAGGUCCACAGCAAGGACAGAGGCGGCAGAGCGUCAUGGGGAAAAGACGGCGGCACAAAACGGGAUCGCUGUGGCUCCAACAGUGAGCCAGAGUCAGGGUCCACAAGUCGACCCAGCACCCCGGGAUACGGGGACUCUCCUCCAGCACUGGGACAAGAGGCCUCUGAAACGGGAUCUGUCGGUGAGAUAACAGAUGUGAAGCCCUUCAUCUGCAGCCUGUGCGAUUUUGUUACUACUGAAUCCAGUGCUUACAAGACUCAUCUUCAUGUCCAGCACUCAAGUUCCCAUGAUGACAGCUCCAGCCUGAGCUCCAGCACUGACCGAGGGACCCCCAGUGACUUCUCCAAACUAAAGAAAUCACUUCUUCAUGGCAUGAACAACUCUGUUUCCUCAUCCACUGACCUUUCCCUGACUUCCUCUCCACUCGACCCAAGCUCAAUGCCUGUAGAUUUGUGUGUUCGCACAGAGGAACAUAGGGGUACAACCACCAUGGCGAUGGACAGGAAGAACCUACCCAGCCAUAAGUGCUCUUUCUGCUCCCACUCCACCCGCUACCCUGAGGUCCUGUGGAUGCACCAGACUGUGGCACACCGCAUAAACAGCAGUUGCUCAAAUCUAGCUCCCAAGUGGGCCCCCAAAAACAUCCCUAAAAGCUCCAAAGAGAACUCGAUGUCCUGGAGGAGACGCACAGGCCCACCCCCUGUUCUAGAAGGAAAGGAGUGCCCACCUUUGACUCCGCUGUCGAGAUCAAAGCGUACCCAGCCACCAAAUCAUCCAAAUGAACCAAUAAAGAAAAGCAGACCCAGCAGCAAUUCCACUUUACCCACGUCGUCAACGUCUGCAUUUUCCAAAAAGACGUUGUCAAGUCAAAGUGGUAGGCUUCCUAUACGUCCACAAGGGGGCAGCACCAGCAACACAAGAGCCACACCAGAUCAGAGUCAUCAGUCUCAGUUCAAAUCCAAAGCAGAUAAUAUUUACCCUCGCAUAUCUUCCUCUUCGUCUUUGGAGAAAAGUGCAAACUCCUUAUUGCGUUCUUCAAAACCCAGCUCCAGCUCAACUCAGGGCCCACGGACAAAUGAACGCUAUGUGAUGCCUCAGGAGGGGUUAGGGUACAUGCUGACCAAUAAACAUGCACUAGUGGACUACAACAGAGCGAGAGGGUCCCAUCAACAGCCCUUCUCCAGCUCUCACACCCAAAGCCGGGCUAAUGCUACAAGGCCUAGUAGCGCUUUCACUCACAGCUCAACACGCAGUUAUGGUCCCGGGCAGGUCCAAGCAGGAGCACAGCAGAACCCCUCAACUGCUUCGGCUUCAGAUGGUCACAAAGAGGCCAGACCCGAGUCCGUAUCUGAGGCAGGUGUAGAGAUGCCAUCAGAUAUCCUCAGCUUUCUUAAGAAUUACAGCCCACAUGAAUUGGCAGCACUAUAUCAUCGCUGGGGAGCAGCCAGUGGCCUCUUGGAUCCCACAGGAAUGUUACAAUCUCUAAUGCGACAAGGACAAUACUUCUGCCAUGAAUGUGGAAAGAGCUUCAGCCAGCCCAGCCAUCUGCGCACACACAUGCGGUCCCAUACAGGGGAGAGGCCAUUCUGCUGCCAACUCUGCCCAUACCGAGCCUCUCAGAAAGGGAACCUAAAGACGCACGUCCAGAGUGUCCACCACAUGCCCUUUGACAACAGCCAGUGUCCAGAGACCCAGGUGAUACAAGUGGACGAAGCCGAGCCCGUGGGGCCGGCUCCUGAGCAUGUCCCGAGACCGCAACAGCACUGA